CGCAUGUGGCCGCCGUGCCGUGCAGUGCCGUGCCAGGUUGGGCCGGAGCAUGUGCAGCUGCAGCAGGCACCUGGCAGAGAGCCGCAGCGCCGGGGAUGUGAACUAGGAGGGGAGAAAGGCCCUUGACUCAUCAGAUAAAUCCAGCCCCGCACGGCGAGCGAAGGCGGAGGAGGCGGCGGCGCUGCUGCUGCUGCGGCUGCUGCGAGCAGGGGAGGAGGAGUAGGAUGGCGGGGGAUAGCGAGCAGCGCCUGGAGGAGCACGGGCAGCCCAGCGGCGGCGAGCCCUUCCUCAUCGGGGUCAGCGGCGGCACGGCGAGCGGCAAGUCUUCAGUAUGCUCCAAGAUCGUCCAGCUGCUGGGCCAGAAUGAGGUGGACUACCGCCAGAAGCAGGUGGUGAUUGUGAGCCAAGACAGCUUCUACCGGGUCCUCACCUCAGAGCAGAAGUCCAAAGCACUCAAAGGCCAGUUCAAUUUUGACCACCCAGAUGCCUUUGACAACGAGCUGAUCGUCAAAACGCUCAGAGAGAUCACGGAAGGGAAGACGGUCCAGAUUCCUGUCUAUGACUUUGUCUCCCACUCCAGGAAAGAGGAGACGGUGACUGUGUACCCUGCUGACGUGGUGCUCUUUGAAGGCAUCCUGGCCUUCUACAGCCAGGAGGUGCGGGACCUCUUCCGCAUGAAGCUCUUCGUGGACACGGAUGCAGACACGCGGCUGUCCCGCAGAGUGCUACGAGACAUCAGCGAGCGAGGCAGGGACCUGGAGCAGAUCUUGUCUCAGUACAUCACCUUUGUCAAGCCUGCCUUUGAGGAGUUCUGUUUGCCAACCAAGAAGUACGCUGAUGUGAUCAUUCCCAGGGGAGCAGAUAAUGAAGUGGCCAUAAACCUGAUAGUGCAGCACAUCCAGGACAUUCUCAACGGAGGGCUCAGCAAACGCCAGAGCAACGGCUACCUGAACGGCUACACCCCUCCGCGCCAGCGGCAGCCCUCAGAGUCCAGCAGCCGGCCCCACUGACCCGGGCGGCGCCAGGCGGGCGGCGGCGCUGCCGCUGCCCCUCUGUACAUACUGUCCGUUCAUUCCCCUUCUCUAUUUAAGAAACCCAGACGGAGACGAAUGCCUUUACUUUUGUAUGUUGGAAAUGCCGAAGGAAGCAGCCGGCUGCUCGGGAGCCCGGACCGCCCGCGGCGCCCGGCCUCGCUCCGUACCCGCUCCAGCACGGAACCGGCCAUAAACCUCUCUAAAUACAGAGCUGCUCUAUUUUUGUGUACAUGCAGAAUAACGUAAAGUUCAUUGCCACAA
Molecule: messenger RNA, 1295 nt
Organism: Pogoniulus pusillus (Red-fronted tinkerbird)
Lineage: Eukaryota; Metazoa; Chordata; Aves; Piciformes; Lybiidae
Gene: UCK2
Product: uridine-cytidine kinase 2
Exons: 7
Coding region: 225-1010 (261 amino acids)
Cellular component (GO): cytoplasm
Molecular function (GO): ATP binding; ribosylnicotinamide kinase activity
Source: RefSeq, a predicted model, not a curated record